Messenger RNA from Lactuca virosa, 1575 nucleotides. NCBI's taxonomy places the organism in Eukaryota, Viridiplantae, Streptophyta, Magnoliopsida, Asterales, Asteraceae. The record is from the annotation of a GenBank genome assembly.
AUGGCUGCCGUAGCCACUGUCCCAGAGCAUGAAGAAAUUAUAUCCAUCCCCCCCACCACCACCACCACUAACACUCCGCCGCAGACCUUCGCUCUGCCUGUGGAUUCAGAAAAUAAAGCCACAAAGAUGAAGGUCUUCUCAUUAGCGCAACCCCACAUGAGAGCUUUCCAUCUCUCAUGGCUCUCCUUCUGCACUUGUGUCAUCUCCACGUUUGCUGCCGCCCCGCUUGUUCCCAUCAUCAGGGACAACCUCAACCUCACCCGCGCUGACAUCUCAAAUGCUGGAAUCGCCUCAGUCUCCGGCAGCAUCCUCUCACGCCUCGUUAUGGGAGUGCUCUGCGACCUUGUUGGACCCAGAUACGGUUGUGCUGUGAUCAAUAUCCUGGCAGCUCCGGUGGUAUUCAGCGUUUCCUUUGUGGCAGAUGCUGGUGGUUAUGUAGCGGUGAGGUUCAUGAUAGGGUUCUCGCUGGCGACAUUUGUGUCUUGUCAGUAUUGGACGAGUGUGAUGUUCAAUGGGAAGAUUAUUGGGGUUGUGAACGGGGUGUCUGCAGGGUGGGGUGAUGUGGGAGGUGGGCUUACUCAGCUGCUGAUGCCGGUGCUCUUCCAUGUCAUAACUCACAUGCUCGGAGCCACGCCAUUCACUGCGUGGAGGAUUGCUUUCUUUAUUCCGGCAUGGUUUCAUGUGAUUGUUGGGGUUCUUGUUAUGGUUUAUGGCCAAGACUUGCCUGAUGGCAACUUUGCUCAAAUUCGAAAGAAUGGACCAGUUUCAAAGGAUAAAUUUUCUAAGGUAUUCCGAAAUGCAGCAACGAAUUAUAGGACAUGGGUCUUUUUUUUGAUCUAUGGAUAUUCCAUGGGCGUGCAGUUGUGCUUGAAUAAUGUCAUCUCAGAAUACUUCUAUGAUAGGUUUGGUUUAAAGCUUCACACAGCUGGAAUAGUGGCAGCUAGUUUCGGGGUGGCUAACUUUUUUACACGUCCAUUCGGUGGCUACGCAUCUGACUUAUCGGCUCGUAAGUUUGGAAUGAGGGGCAGAUUAUGGACAUUGUGGAUAACACAAACCCUAGGAGCCAUUUUCUGUAUAUGGUUAGGCCGAGCUAAUUCUCUACCCAUGGCCAUCUUGUCGAUGAUGUUGAUGGCCGCUGGAUCACAAGCCGCUUGUGGUGCAACUUACGGCAUCAUUCCAUUUGUUUCCCGGCGGUCUCUCGGUAUUCUAUCUGGUUUGACCGGUGCCGGUGGAAAUGUUGGCGGUGGUUUGACCCAACUGCUAUUUUUCUCCGGUACAAGGUUUUCCACGGCGUGGGGGUUAACAUGGAUGGGUGUGAUGUCGGUGGUUCUGACUAUUCCGGUGGCUUUUAUCCACUUCCCACAAUGGGGGAGCAUGUUUUUACCGGCGUCAAAGAAUGAAAAAUACAAUGAAGAGUAUUACUAUAGCUCGGAGUACAGUGAGGAGGAGAGAGAGAAGGGUAUGCACUUCGGAAGCAUGAAGUUUGCAGAAAACAGCAGGGCCGAGCGUGGGAAGAGAUCGGUGGUCGCCGUCACAGAAACCUCUCCGAACACCACGCCGAUCCACGAUGUCUAA